AUGACUAAAGGGAAUAAGGUAGCGAAGCGGAAGCUAUCAGACUCGUCGAUAUCUUCGCAAAAUUCUGUCUCAUCGCCGUCACCACCACCACCACCAUACAAUAACAAAGAAAACGUUGGAAACAUCAACUCAACUGAUAAUGAUCUAUUUUCUGCAGCAGAGGCGUUAACGCAACUUACUAGAUGCUCUACACCCCCCUUGACGAUAAAUAAUCAUCUGUCAACCACGACAACUCCUGUUUCAUCGCUUUCAUCAUCACUAGAAGACAGAACUAACGACGGGAAGAGAAAAGCGGAAUAUAAAGUAAGUCAGGGUGAACAUCCGUUAGUGACAAAAGUUAGCAAAGUAUCUAAACAUCCUAUCGUCACAAACGCAGUUAAAUAUUAUGAAAACUCUAAGAGGAAUUAUGGAGCAUUUAAUUAUGCAGCUGGUAUAGUGGAAAAGGCAGCGAUUCCUGUUGUGAACAAAAUUGAAGUUAAUUUAAAUAAUAGACAUCAAGCCAGACAAUUGAAGCUCGAAGGAGAAGCUCAAGGUCCGUCGGUGACCAUCAAAAAGAGACGGUUAGGAGGUGCAGCGGAUUAUAAUAAAGUGGUUACAAUGGAAACUAAAAAAAGACUUCAGUUUUGUUUGCACCUUUUGCGUUUGGCCAAUGAUCGGAUUAACUACAAAGUAAACUUCUUACAACAAAAAGUCAUUGAUAAAGAACGUUCAAUCAAGGAGAAAAGGUCACUUAACAAUGCUAGUAAAUCGAGCGAUAUUAACAAUGAAGGUGUCGCUGAUGAAACACAAGAAGGAACCAAUGUUACAUCCGCAAACAGAGCAGAUACAAAUACUGCUACUGCUACUAAUGUUUCCUCUCAAGAUGCACAGUCGGAAGCUCAACAAACUAAGACAGAAAUUGUUGCAACAGUGAAGAAAAUUAUACACGUCAUAUCCACAUUCAAGCCCUCAUCACUCAAUACCAAUACCAUUUCUCCAGAUGGUAAUGAUGUAGAUCCUCAAUCCAGGUCAGAAGAUUUAGAAUUCAAGUCAACCAUACGUGAUAUUAUAUUAAGGUUACCGCAUACAAUCCAACAGGCUGCAAUAACAAACAACACUUCUGCUCAGCAUGCAAAUGACAAGAUAUUUGUAUUUGCCAGAGAAUCAUUAGAAAUGAUUACGAAACUAACGAAUGUUUUUAAUGGACAACUUGAGCACGCAGAGCAAUGGCUCGCAGGAGAAAUGCAGAAAGAAAGAGAGAGACGCAAAAGAUUAGAAUCUAAACAAGAAGCUACCAAGCAGCAAUUAAUAGAGCAAAAUGGGACCACUGUUCCAGGAGACUCUAAAGUCGAGGGAAGCGAAAGAAUUCCGGCGAAAUCUUCACCAGUAGAGAAAACUCAAGUAGAUGCAUCACAAAAAGAAUCAUUCCAAGAAGAAAUAAACCAGGAAGCUGAAGUUCCUAGAACUGUAACUGCAUCAGACGAGAAUUUGAAAAUAAGUUGCUAG
Debaryomyces fabryi is the source of this 1485-nucleotide messenger RNA. It is a transcript of the gene OPI1, whose product is annotated as transcriptional regulator. Gene Ontology annotation, molecular function: transcription corepressor activity. Gene Ontology annotation, cellular component: endoplasmic reticulum; nucleus. Lineage: Eukaryota; Fungi; Ascomycota; Pichiomycetes; Serinales; Debaryomycetaceae. Gene Ontology annotation, biological process: endoplasmic reticulum unfolded protein response; phospholipid biosynthetic process; regulation of transcription by RNA polymerase II. The record is from RefSeq and is a predicted model, not a curated record. The transcript has a single exon. Bases 1 to 1485 code for a protein of 494 amino acids.